AUGGCCCAACCGACCGACGAAGAUAGACGCGACUCCGCCGACGAGCCUCUCAUGGCCAGCGACAACUCAUCCAACGACGAGCGGGAGGACUCGCCAUCGAUAGAAUUGCCUGGCCAAACGCGCGCUCCUAUGCACAAAGCUGGGAAAGUCAUCUGGCUACUUACUCUAUCCGCUGGUAUCUCUGGACUGCUCUUCGGCUACGACACCGGGGUCAUAUCAUCUACACUUGUUUCAAUCGGCUCGGAUCUGUCCGGCCACGAUCUGACGACUACGGAUAAGAGUUUGAUCACUGCUGUGACCUCGUUGUUUGCACUGCUGUCUGCGCCUCUUACUGGUGUUUUCGCCGACAAGUAUGGGCGACGAUCUGUUCUGCUGCUCGCGAGCAUACUCUUCGUGCUGGGUGCGAUCAUUCAAGCAGCUGCCGGGAUCGUGUCGAUCAUGGUAGUCGGCAGAGCCGCUGUCGGUGCUGCUGUGGGCCUCGCGUCGUGUGCGACUCCGCUGUACAUCACCGAGUUGGCGCCGGCCGAGAUGCGCGGUAGGCUGGUUACCAUCCAGUCUCUCUUCGUCACUGGCGGCCAAGUGGUGGCGUAUCUGGUCGGCUGGACGUUCGCAGGUCAACUCCACGGCUGGCGAUGGAUGGUCGGUCUGGGAGCCUUUCCUGCGAUGCUACAGCUGUUUCUACUGGCCUUCAUGUUCGAGUCACCUCGGUGGCUCGUUCAGAUCGGCAGGGAAGGGAGGGCGAGACAUGUGUUACGACGCAUCUACGGCGGCCUCACAGAAGACGAGCAGAAGCGGACCGUGGACAGCGUGGUCCUCGACAUCCAGACUGAGAUCGCGGCAGAAGCGAAGCUCGACGACGACGAGCCACAAUUUGGCAACACUCGCUCGUCCUUCCUCACUACUGCGCGACAACUCUUCGAGAUCCCAGGAAACCGCCGCGCCCUAACGAUCGCUUGCAUGCUCCAAGCAACCCAGCAGCUCUGCGGCUUCAACUCGCUCAUGUACUUCUCCGCGACCAUCUUCUCAUUACUCGGCUUCACCAAUCCCAUCACCACCUCCCUCUCAGUAGCUCUAACAAACUUCAUCUUCACAAUCGCCGCCUUCGCCUUCAUCGACACCCUCGGCCGUCGGAGGAUCCUGCUUUUCAGCAUCCCGAUCAUGAUGCUGGCGCUUGGAUGGUGCAGCUGGGUUUUCUACAAUAUGAAGGGGCUGGCUCCUGGCGCGAAACAGCCAAAAGUCAGUUUCAUACAGGAUGAUCGAUCAAGAUGGCCUCAGUCACUUCUAGGAGCCAUGCUCAUCUACGUCGCCGCAUACGCCAUAGGUCUGGGCUGCGUUCCAUGGCAGCAAAGCGAGCUGUUCCCGCUUCGAGUCCGAUCUCUUGGAUCUGGCAUUUCGACGGCCACGAAUUGGAGCUCGAACUUCGUCAUUGGUAUUACGUUCUUGCCUAUGAUGGAGUUCCUGUCGCCGAGCGUGACGUUCGCGGUGUACGCUUUUGUCUGCUUAUUGGACUGGGUAGCGAUCUUGAAGAUAUACCCUGAGACCGCUGGGUUGGAAUUGGAGGGCAUUGGAGGACUGCUGAAGGACGGAUGGGGGGUUGAGAAGAGCCUUGAAGGCUUUCGGGAGAGGAAGGAUCUACAGGCAAGGCAGGCUCGGGAGCAUAGUAAAUCACAUGGCGUAUGGGCGUUAUUCAGGCGGCGAUAA
Molecule: messenger RNA, 1701 nt
Organism: Saxophila tyrrhenica
Lineage: Eukaryota; Fungi; Ascomycota; Dothideomycetes; Mycosphaerellales; Extremaceae
Exons: 1
Coding region: 1-1701 (566 amino acids)
Biological process (GO): myo-inositol import across plasma membrane
Cellular component (GO): membrane
Molecular function (GO): myo-inositol:proton symporter activity
Source: RefSeq, a predicted model, not a curated record